Brassica napus (rape) is the source of this 1915-nucleotide messenger RNA. RefSeq names its product probable transcription factor At5g28040. Gene Ontology annotation, cellular component: nucleus. The transcript has a single exon. The record is from RefSeq and is a predicted model, not a curated record. NCBI's taxonomy places the organism in Eukaryota, Viridiplantae, Streptophyta, Magnoliopsida, Brassicales, Brassicaceae. The coding region runs from base 518 to 1687 and encodes 389 amino acids. Gene Ontology annotation, biological process: regulation of DNA-templated transcription.
ACAAAUAUGUGGAUUCACUAGCAUGAACAAUUGAUUUGACAGAUUUAGAUUAAUUUAAAUUGAUUUUAAACUGAUUUUAAACAGUUCAAACCGUUAUAAAGCGGUUAUGACUGACUUACCGACCUGGUUUUUUACCCAAAAAAAAACUAUUAAACGGAAACACUAUUUUCUUUAACCGUUUACCAUGGAACAAAAAGUAAAGACGUUACAGAAACACCCACGUUGACUGUUUGUGAACAUUCAAAUACAGAAUCACGUUUGAAGAACGCUUUUUUUGUGAGCUGAGUGUGCGGUUGAGUUUUUGACUUUUAACUUUUGACUUUUAGGACAUGAUCAAAGUGGGGUUCAACUAAACCACAACAGCACGGGAACGAGUCUCUGGUCCACUUGUCUGCAACGCCCAGUCAUAAGUAUUCCCUAAAUUCCAAAACUACCCUCGCUAGUGUCGUAGAUUCUCUUCUCUUCCCUCUCCUGAUUCGAUCUCAGCUACAAACAAAGCGUUUGCGAUCUUCCGGAGAUGACAUCCGACGAACGCGACGCCGUUGAAUCGCCGGAGCUGGAGGAAAACGGCAGCGCCGGCGGCGGAGGAGUAGCCGGAGAGUCUGAUUCCGACGACGAUCAGCAGGUCAUGCCUGAUCCAUACGUCGCCGCCGCCGCCGACCUCAAUUCUCCGUUAGAUUCCGCGACGGCGGAGGACACCGUAACCGUCGCUCUCCCCUCCGGAUCCUCCCUACCCGCCGCCGCGAUUCCCGUCGAUUCCGAUCCGAAGCGGCGCCGCGCAACGGAGAUAAUCCACCUGAGACCACCGCCACCGCCGCCGAUCGACGUCUCCAGGCGCCUCUUCCAGAGGCUGUGGACCGACGAGGACGAGAUAGAGCUUCUCCGCGGCUUCCUCGACUACGUCACGUGCCACCGUGGCAGCAGCACCAUCUCGCAUCCCCCCGAUACGGCGCCGUUUUACGAGCUGAUCAAGUCGAAGCUUCGGCUCGAGUUCAACAAGAACCAGUUCGUGGAGAAGCUUCGUCGGCUGAAGAAGAAGUACAGGAACGUGAUGAGUAAGAUGGGUUCGGGUAAAGAGAUGUUCUUUAAGAGCCCUCAUGAUCAAGCCACGUUUGAUAUCUCUAGGAAGAUUUGGAAUCAAACGGGGAAGAUCAUAGGGUUCGAAGAUAACAAUGUAAUAGAUUUAGAGGAACAACCUAGUAGCACCAAUGUGGACGUUGAUUCUGAUAACGUGUUGGAGAAGAAAGGGACAGUGAGUAGGAAACGAUCGCGGUCAAGGAUAGGGAGGAUCGAUGAAGACAACAAGCCCAUCUCUCUGUCUGAUGGGCCGACGGCGAGUGGAGCUGGUGCCAAUGAGAAUGUGGCUGCCUUUGGUGAUGGGAGGAGUCUAGGGGGGUUGAUAGAAGAGACGGUGAAGAAUUGUGUAUCGCCGUUGAUCAAGGAGAUGAUGAUGGCUGCGGCGGGAGGGUAUCCAGGAGGUGGUGGUCAUGGUAUGGGUGUGUUAAGCCCAAUGCUGAUGGCGAAGAUAGGGUUUGGUGGUGGAGGGGGUAAGGGAGGAGUAGGGGACGAACGGUGGAGGAGACAGCAGAUUCUUGAGUUGGAAGUGUACUCGAGGAGAUUAGAAUUGGUUCAAGAGCAGAUUAGAGCUACACUGCAUGAGUUAAAGACAAUGCCCAGUGGAAGAUGAAUGCAUAAGGAAGACUGUAACGGGUUCUUGUAAUAAUCUGAGUAAAUUUCUGAUGAUGAUGAGAUCUUUCUAGGCUUUUUUUUUUAGAUUUUUUUUUUCUUGAUUGGAUCUUUGUCCAUUAGGGGUGAAUGAUGGUGGGGUUGUGCAUAAGCUUUGUAUUAGUCUAUUAGAUUAUAGUUUUUUUUGUUGGUAGAGUCACUAGUUCAAUAAAAACAAAAAUUCUCUUUA